AAAAGCCAGCCCCAAACUGUCAGGACUAGUACGGACACGGUGCACACGAAGGCCGCUACAAGGCAGCUUCGACACGCCACUGAACAACCACGCAAAACCUUCGCAUUUUCAGGCACCCAGGCUUGCUGCCUUUUUUUUUUUCUUUUACUUUUUUUUUGAUCUUUCCUUCAGAGCGGCCGGAAGAGGGAAGCUUUGGGCGUUUUCAGCAUGGCCGUGGACUGGCUCGGCUUUGGCUACGCCGCCCUGGUGGCAUCAGGAGGGCUCGUUGGCUAUGCAAAAGCAGGUAGUGUCCCAUCAUUAGCUGCUGGCCUUUUCUUUGGGAGUUUGGCUGGACUGGGUGCCUAUCAGCUCUCACAGGAUCCAAAUAAUGUUUGGAUUUCUCUGAUUACAUCUGGAACACUGACUGCUGUCAUGGGAACAAGAUUUUACAACUCUGGAAAGUUCAUGCCUGCAGGGCUAAUUGCUGGUGUCAGUUUGCUAAUGGUUGGAAGAUUAGCACUGAAGAUGAUGGAAAAGCCCCACGAUAAAUAACUGUUCAUUUUACAGCAUAAUAUCUGAAUAAGAAAAACCGAUGAUGAAUCUGUGUGAAUGCAGAAGCAAGAUGGAACAAUUUUCUAUAUCAUGACAAUUUUGUUCCUUUUUUUAUAUAAGGAGGAGUAGCAUGAUGGGACAGAUUUGUUUCAAUGAUCUGGUAGAGCUAUUAUUGUGUAGUGAGAAACUGGUCCUGAAUUUGAUUUUUCUAGACGCAUUUCAGUGUAUUUUAACACUUCCAGGUUUUUUUAUGCCAAAUUAUGCUGCAGAUGUGCAUGAAGCAGAGAGGACCUGUAACUAAGAAAGUAUCCACAAAGAGGCACAAGGAGUAAUUGGCUAAAUACAAGUGUAUCUCAUACCUUUCAUACUGAGUAUUACAGUAUGCUUUACCUGUUGCAUUCUGUGUUGAUACACCAUGUCUGUAUAACACCAAACAGAUCUUACCUUUUUAUUGUGAAGCGAUGCUAAAAUGUUGCUUUUCUACAAAUAAAAUCUGCUACAAACCUUUA
Molecule: messenger RNA, 1040 nt
Organism: Columba livia (rock pigeon)
Lineage: Eukaryota; Metazoa; Chordata; Aves; Columbiformes; Columbidae
Product: transmembrane protein 14C
Exons: 5
Coding region: 208-531 (107 amino acids)
Biological process (GO): regulation of heme biosynthetic process
Cellular component (GO): mitochondrial membrane
Source: RefSeq, a predicted model, not a curated record